Messenger RNA from Castor canadensis (American beaver), 5714 nucleotides. The record is from RefSeq and is a predicted model, not a curated record. NCBI's taxonomy places the organism in Eukaryota, Metazoa, Chordata, Mammalia, Rodentia, Castoridae.
GGGAAGGCUGCAGAAGCCAGAGCCUCUUGCUUGAGAGGGAGGGGGACUGGGCGCGUCCUCGCGCCUGAGCCGGAGCUUUGGGGGCAGCUCGGGCUCGUGACGGUGGUGGUGGUGCUAGUGGUGGCUGGGCGGGCGCGCGCGGGAGCGCGCUGGAAGGCGGAGUGUACGGUGGCGUCAGGGGCGACAGAAUAGCCCUGGCUGCGGGGACAGCCGUACACGUUCAGGCUCUCUUUAUUUUCUUCCUCCUCCCGACCAAACCCUGGGGCAGAAACCGAAAGCAGCCCGGCGUCAAUUGGGAGACUCCUGGGCCCCCUCCCCCCUUGCCUUUCUUUGCCCUAGUGACGCCGGCAUAGCGCCGACUAGGCCCCGGCUCCUCCUCUGCCGGCCCGGGCCCCGCACCCACCCCUUUCUCCUACGCUCUUCCUUUCCCACCCGGGUCUCUCCCUUUCGAGAGCCCGGGAAGUUAAACUUGUAGCCACCGUCCGCUCUUCCCGUCACUUCGGGCGACGCACGGCCUAGAGGUUGGUGGCGGUGCCACCCCACCCACCCCGGACCGCGACCCUUUUGAGGGACUUGGACUCGGCAGGGUCUCUCCGGGGCCUCUGCGAGUGGUUGAUCUGCUCCGUUUUUGCAAAAGGCGCCUGUCUGGCAGAGACGGUGUGAGACGAAGAGACAAUCCUUCCCCGCCGCCCGGAUAAUCAAAAGAGCAUUGGCCGGACAUUUGAGCACACCGAGAUAGAGAGGAGCCAGGCGGAAAGCACAGACUAUGGCGCUGAAACGGAUUAAUAAGGAACUUAGUGAUUUGGCCCGUGACCCUCCAGCACAAUGUUCUGCAGGUCCAGUUGGGGAUGAUAUGUUUCACUGGCAAGCUACAAUUAUGGGACCUAAUGACAGCCCAUAUCAAGGCGGUGUAUUCUUUUUGACAAUUCAUUUUCCUACAGACUACCCCUUCAAACCACCUAAGGUUGCAUUUACAACAAGAAUUUAUCAUCCAAAUAUUAACAGUAAUGGCAGCAUUUGUCUCGAUAUUCUAAGAUCACAGUGGUCUCCUGCUUUAACUAUUUCUAAAGUUCUUUUAUCCAUUUGUUCACUGCUAUGUGAUCCAAACCCAGAUGACCCCCUAGUGCCAGAGAUUGCACGGAUCUAUAAAACAGACAGAGAUAAGUACAAUAGGUUAGCAAGAGAGUGGACAGAGAAAUACGCUAUGUUGUAGGGUACAACAGAAUAUCUCGGGAAUGGACUCAGAAGUAUGCCAUGUGAUGCUACCUUAAAGUCAGAAUAACCUGCAUUAUAGCUGGAAUAAACUUUAAAUUACUGUUCCUUUUUUUGAUUUUCUUAUCCGGCUGCUCCCCUAUCAGACCUCAUCUUUUUUAAUUUUAUUUUUUGUUUACCUCCCUCCAUUCAUUCACAUGCUCAUCUGAGAAGAAUUAAGUUCUUCCAGCUUUGGACAAUAACUGCUUUUAGAAACUGUAAAGUAGUUACAAGAGAACAGUUGCCCAAGAUUCAGAAAUUUUUUAAAAAAUGGAGCAUGUGUAUUAUGUGGCCAAUGUCUUCACUAUUAACUUGGUUAUGAGACUAAACCAUUCCUCACUGCUCUAACACGCUGAAGAAAUCAUCUGAGGGGGAGGGAGAUGGAUGCUCAGUUGUCACAUCAAAGGAAGCAGCGUUAUUUUAGCAGCAUCCCUUCUUGUUUAGGCCUUCCACUGUUAGAGUGUUGAGGUAAUAUGAAAUACUUUAUGCUCAUAACUGAUGUGGCUGGAGAAUUGGUAUUGAAUUUAUAGCAUCAGCAGAACAGAAAAUGUGAUGUAUUUUAUGCAUGUCAAUAAAGGAAUGACCUGUUCUUGUUCUACAGAGAAUGGAAAUUGGAAGUCAAAACACCCUUUGUAUUCCAAAAUAGGGUCUCAAAACAUUUUGUAAUUUUCAUUUAAAUUGUUAGGAGGCUUGGAGCUAUUAGUUAAUCUAUCUUCCAAUACACUGUUUAAUAUAGCACUGAAUAAAUGAUGCAAGUUGUCAACGGAUGAGUGAUCAACUAAUAGCUCUGCUAGUAAUUGAUUUAUUUUUCUUCAAUAAAGUUGCAUAAACCAAUGAGUUAGCUGCCUGGAUUAAUCAGUAUGGGAAACAACCUUUUGUAAAUGCAAAGCAGUUUUUGUAUAUACUGUUGGGAUUUGCUUCAUUGUUUGACAUCAAAUGAUGAUGUAAAGUUCAAAAGAGUGAAUAUUUUGCCAUGUUCAGUUAACGUGCAUAGUCUGUUAACAGGUUGACACAUUGCUUGACCUGAUUUAUACAGAAUUAAUAAGCUAUUCAAAUAGUGUAGCUUUAAUGUGCUGCACAUGAUACUGGCAGCCCUAGAGUUCAUAAAUGGACUUUGGGACCCAGCAGUUCUAAAACAUGUAUAUGGAGUUAAGAAAUUUAUUUUCCAGGUGCAUCCCAGUCUAAAAUUUUUCUUCACCUUGUACACUUGACAACUGAAAAUUAACAUGAGAGUAAUAAUGGGUUACAAUUUACAAAAUAAAGUACUGUUUUGGUGUGGGAGUUGUCAUGAGGCUGUGUUGAAGUGACUUAACUGUGGGAUAUUGAGUAUCCAUUGAAAUGGAUUUGUUCAGCCAUUUACAUUAAUGAGCAUUUAAAUGCAACAGAUACUAUUUCAGGUGACGUAACAUGAAUGAAUAAAAGUCAAUGCUAUUGGAUUGUUUUUAUUUUUAUUUUUUAUUUUUUGUUGUUUGAUAAGUGCUAUCUGUGCCACUAAACUUCUGCAGUAACAUGGGCAUUACCAUUCUUCAUCCUUCCUAAUUCUGAUCCUGUGGUUUUACUUUUUUCCCAGUUUUGAUUCACCCAUUGCUUUAUUUCUUAGUCUUGUAUUCGAUUUCUAGCACACGUCUCCACUUGCACAUUUUUGCACUGCUUACACUUAAUGUGCGAUCUUAUUCCUUGUGUGCACACAGAUGUGGAAAGCUAGAAAUGUUAAAGCUUAAUUUUUAUAAACAUUUUAAUAUGUAGUUUGGACAUGAUUUAUUGACUUAAGGUUUUUCUCUAAACUGGAAGUGAAAUGCAUGCCUUCUAAAGAUGUUCUGACUUAAUUCUGUAAUAAGCAUUUCAAUUCAGUGUACAGUUUUCAUUUUAUCUUUUUUCUUUAAAAAGUUAUGGGUUCUUCAGGGUAGAUGCUGUUAAAUUUUUUUUGGAUUCAAAUUAUGAAUGAGAUUAGUAACAGUACUCCACAAGGUAAGAAAUACUCUUCUUUGGCUCUUUUCAAAGUAAUUAUUUGAGAUUCAUACCCUCAAAAUAACAGCUUUAGUAGGCAUAUUUCUUGAAAGCCAAACAUGAAUAAAAUGCACUUUUAUAAAACAGUGGAUCCCUAAUUGGCUUUCAGAUUGACAAUUUUUUAGCCUUAGACAACUUAGGUAUUUAAAAAGAUGACUCCCUUAAACCAUUGAUUGUCAUAAUAGUUAGUGGGUAUGUAUGUCCAGUUCUCUUUUACCUUUGACUUGAUGCUUUAUAUAAUUUUCAUAUGUUGCAUCUAAGGGAAUAAGCCAUAAGAGGCUUCUCCAGGUUUAGAAGAACAGUAAUUUUAAAGUACCUGGAAAACCAACAUUUUUGAAUGUAUGAACACUGGACUUGGAAUCAUCUGCAAUAAAAUUUCCAAAAGAAUUGUGAAUUUUCCCUUUCCCCAACCCAUUCAGUAAUUUGAAAUCACUAGUGCUAUGUGUAUGCCUAAAGUGGGUAUUAGAUUAAGCACUGAUUUGGACUAGUUUGUAUUAAUGAACUUUAAAGUUUGAAUUUCACUUAGGAGUCCAGUUGGUCUGUUAAUGGUAAAUUUACGUUUUCAGUGACUGUUUCCUCACUUGCCCUGCCCCCCCAGACUUGGCAGUGUGAUAAUCAGAUUUUUUUUAACUGAUUAGUUUGCUUUCUUGUGGGUGUACUCACGUUUAAAAGUAUGAACCACAGUUAACUAGUGGUCUCAGGGGUAGUGAAACACUCACUUUAAAAAUAAAAUUUUAAUGGCUUAGGUGAAGUAUUCUUAUCAUUGCUGUUAGUGACUUUUUGAGGGGGGCGGUGCCUCAGAUUAGCCAUGUUUUGUGUUGACAUAACAAAGCUGUUAAAUAUGAUUGUUUACACUUUUAAGUGAAAUUGUCUUCUAUUUUAUGAGGAACCCAAUGCAAGUCACUAAAUGUUGUCUAAUAGUGACAUUUGCAUAAGACUUGUAAUAGCUAAACUUAAUUGAGCUUAAAGGAAUUGUUACCAUUAAAGUCUUGUGUUUAAACACACUUGGUCUUACUCAGUAAUUCCAGUUAACAUGAAGUCCACACUUAAUAUACUGUGUGUAAGCUCAAUUUUGAACAUUAAACUGCAGUUAUAAACUGGUCUUUGAUGAAGUAUGAUUUCAAAGUGAUUAAGAACCAAUAGCAGUAUCAUUUGGGAAAUCCUGGAGAUACAAAUUAGCAGGUCCUGCCCCAGUUCUACUGAUAAGAACUAUGAGGUGGAUCUUGUACUAUAAAGUUUUCCAUGUAGUUCUAUGCAUGAUGGCAAAUUGCUUCUCAAGUCAGUUCCUAGCAUUCCCUUCUAACAGACUAUUCAAAACUAGUAGUUUUAAAACAGUAAGAGGACAUGCCUUGUUAUGCCUACAUACUAAACUUGCAUUACCUGAUGGUACUUCAAAUUGUUAGACUUGGUUGCUUUUCCCAUUUGACACUUGGAAUGUGAAGACACUAAGCAAAAUAUAUUUCUAUAUAUAAUUUUAACCAAUAUAGUUAUUAGAGUAAUAGAGUUCAGAGAUGAACCUGCUGAGUGUGUUAGAUAGUUGAAUAAAGAUUUUUACCCAGAUGUUAUCCUAUGUCUAUAUUAGUCACUUCCCAGUGGAAGGUGAGAUAUGUGAAGGGUUUUUGCAGUGUUUGAAUUUAACAACAUGCACACUAAGGUAGAUGUUUUUAACCUUUUUGUUCUUUCUCAGUAUAAUAGAAAAAUAAGUGGUGAAUGUAUUAGGAACAGAGUUUCAAGACAUGACCACAAAAAUUUGUUACAGAAGAUUAAUGUGAAAGAUCUAGAAAGUCUAGUAGUUUGUUUUUUUGAAACAAGGUCUUGCCAUAUAGCCUAGGCUGGCCUCCAAUUUGAGAUACUCCUGCUUCAGCCUAGUGAGUUCUAGGAUUGCUGGUGUGCCCCUCUGCACCGUUUUGUUUUAGUGUUACUGAGUUUUGAGCUCAGGGUCUUACUGCUUGAGCCACUCCACCAGCCCAACCUUAUUAUUUGCCCAGGGUUGGCUUCAAAAACCACCAUCCUCUUACUCUGCCUCCUAAGUAGCUAGGUUUACAGGUGUGAGCCUCCGUGCACAUUAAAUUUUGAGAAUUCUCUUUGUAAUGUAGAAAGUGGUUUUCUGAAAUUUUAGUUUUUACAGGCUAUUGGCAGCCUCUACGUACUUGAUUCCUUGCUUGCCAUAUCACAUUUGAGUAGUGUCACAUAAGGGCGGAGUAUUUUCAUGGCCUAGGAGUGGCUAGUCAUAAUUUACUGACCUUCCAUCACUUCUGAGCUACAUAGCUUCCUAUUCACUAUGCACCUGGCUAUCUGAAGAUCUUUUCUAGUGGGAGGGUUUGAAUUCAAAGCCUCAUGCUUGCUAGGCAUUUCCACUUGAUCCACACCCCAGCUUUUGAGGGCGUUUCUAAAAUGUCUGCAACUGACUGGGUUUCUCCAAAAAAAAAAAAAACACCCUUACCUGUAAAUAGUUG